Molecule: messenger RNA, 1905 nt
Organism: Chenopodium quinoa (quinoa)
Lineage: Eukaryota; Viridiplantae; Streptophyta; Magnoliopsida; Caryophyllales; Amaranthaceae
Product: poly(U)-specific endoribonuclease-B-like
Exons: 7
Coding region: 398-1690 (430 amino acids)
Molecular function (GO): RNA endonuclease activity
Source: RefSeq, a predicted model, not a curated record
AUCAUAUACCAAUAAAUCAAUUAUUAACUACGACAACUAACACUACCUUCCGUUCUUCUUCGUUACUUCUUAUCCAUUAUUUAAAUCUCUACUUUUCAACUAUCACUCCCUCUCUUUCUCUUUCUAAAUCUUAAUAUAAAAGAAAAAAAAUCACCCUUUUUAUUAGUCACUUUCUCUAUUUGUGGUACAAUCAAAAUAAAGACAAUUCUGAUAGUGAAGGAUACCUCAAGUGGUUAGAGCUCCUUCCCCGAUCCUGGGUGAUCCUAGGAUCAAUUCUCAUCACCCGUCCUUGUGUGCUUGUGGCUCUCUAAACACCAAAACAAAAAAUAAAGACAGUUCUCAUAAGAAAAAAAAAAAAAAAAAAAAAGCUUAAUUUUUUAGAAAAAGAGAAUCAAUUAUGGACGGUUUGAUCAAGGGUCUCGUCGACGUCGCGAUCGGCCACCAUCGUCGCAACGACGACGAGGAGGAUAACAACAACAACAACAACAGCAACAACUCUGAAGAAAUAGAAGAACGUUCUAGAUCCAGUUGGGCGCAGGUGGUGUCAGGGGAGCAGGAUAAUGAUCAAACUGGUCAACACACUUCUUAUGCUGCUGCUGCUACUGUUGAUCAUACUUAUCAAUCUCAAUACGUUACGCAUACUACGCAUGAGAAUUAUCAACAAAAUGAAGCUUAUGAGAGGCCUAGUCAUAACCGAAAUGAAGAGAAUGAACAAGAGGAAAACUCUGAUGGUUGGCAAACUGCUCACAAGAAGCACCACAAGCGGCCUCAAAGGGUUCAUAUGGAUCAUUGGAAUUCAUAUAAAAGUCCUCCAAGUGAGCAGCAAUAUUCUGAGGAAGUCAACUAUGCUGCUGAAAUGGAGCCAUCUGAAAAUGAGCUUUCUGACUACAUAAGUGCUUGCGCAAAGCUUUGGGAACUCGAUUUUAACCGCUUGAAUCCUGGAAAGGACUAUGAACUUGAUGUUGGUGAGGGGAAGAGGGUCCAUGAGAGGGAAGACAUGGCAGAAGCCAGUCUCUUUACAUGGGUUGAUGAAAAUGUUCUCAGAAAACCUACUUUUUCUCGGUUCUGUGCCCUGCUUGACAACUACAACCCAUAUGAAGGAUGUAAGGAAAAAGUAUCUGAGGAAGAAAGACGGGAACAAGCUGCAUUUAUUGAAGAGAUUAGUAGGACUGCGCCUAUCAAGUACCUUUACAAGUAUCUUUCAAAAACAGGUCUCUUCACUGAUAAUUACCAGGAAUUUAAGAGUAUGCUAAAAGAUCUCUGGUUUACUCUUUAUGGUCGAGGUGGUACUUCUGGAUGCUCAUCUUCUUUUGAACAUGUCUUUGUUGGAGAAAUCAAGUCACGUGGAGAACAACAGGUCUCAGGCUUCCACAACUGGCUUCAGUUUUACCUUGAGGAGGCAAAAGGGAAGGCAGACUAUCAAGGUUAUAUCUUGCCUCGCAGAAAUAGGCAGUUUCCAGAUGCCGAGACACAGUUGCUUACAGUUCAAUUUGAGUGGAAUGGAGUCCUCAAAUCUCUCUCAAGCAUGUUCAUAGGAGUAAGCCCUGAGUUUGAACUAGCCCUCUACACACUAUGUUUCUUUGCAGGAGGAGAGGACAACCACAUAGAGGUCGGUCCAUACCCGGUUAAUAUCAAGUGUUAUCGUCUAGGAAACAAAAUUGGUUCUGCAUUUCCUAUCGCUGAGGCCUGAUCAGCAAGGAGUAAAACUCUGCUCUUAGUCAUAAACUCUGAAUGUUCUAAAGAAGCUAUAUUAUAUAAACUCCCUUGUAUUUUGAAAUCCCUAUUUGAUACACAACAUUGUUCUGCUACAAAGUAUUGAUGGUAGCAGUUUUACAGGAAGGAAAGCAUGUGCCUCCCUAAGUAAAUUAUUUCUCUUAUACUGUGCUAUUCGAGUGCAUUUUUCCA